UAUGUCUUUAGCAGUCUAUGCUUCCUACAGUGAUGCACAGAAAAACUCAUACACCCAGACCCAGCUCCCUUCCAAGAAGCCCCUCACCAAGUACUUCAACUGACACACUGGAUUUACUGAAGUCUGACCUUACCUGUUCCAUCUGCUGGGAGCUGUUUCGACAUCCUGUCUCCCUUGAAUGUGGCCAUAACUUCUGUGCUAAAUGCAUCACCUGUCAUUGGGACUCAGGUGUUCCAGGUUCCCAACCACCUCGAUGCCCUGAGUGCCGGAGGAGCUGUGAUAGGAGGCAGCUAGCUCCAGACACCCGGCUCCAGAGUCUAGUAGAGAAUAUGAACUUGCUACAGCAGAAUGCAAACUCAAACCAGAAGCCCUGUGAUGUUUGGAAUGGUGAGGCAAAGCAGCUGAUUCAAGUUAACUCCAGAAAGGAUUUCACCCUCUCUCUAGAGGUUCUGGAUCAAUGUCUGAAUCACCCUCAAGCCAAGAACAGACCAGUCUGUCUCAUCUCUGUCCAGGGGGAACAGAGAACAGGAAAGUCUUUCCUUCUCAACUAUCUAAUCCGAGGACUGCAGGGUCUGGAUUCCAAGGAUCCCCAGUGGAUGAGAAGAGGAAGAGGUCUUUCAGGAUUCCAGUGUGAACCAGGAGCUGAAGGCAUCACCAAGGGCUUGUGGCUAUGGAGCCAGCCAUUCAUUCUGGAGAAGGAUGGAAGGAAGGUGGCUGUGUUUCUUGUGGACACAGAAGGGGCCAUAAGUCUAGAACAGGACAAGGAAAUGAACGCCAAGUUGGUGGCCUUCAGCAUGCUGCUCAGCUCUCAUCAGGUGAUAGCCUGGGCCCACAUGUUUUGUUCCCUAGCCUGUGGGUUUUUUCUCUAAGACAGCUUCCCUUCCAGCUUGUUAUAGGAUUUCUAGGCCAGAAUUGAAUUAUAACCCAGGAACUGAACCAAAGAGAAAUGGUGAAAAGCCUUUGAAUCAUCUGAAAAAAUAUACUCAGUGUAAUGCCUUAAUGGGAUAGGUUGAUAUUAUUGUAAUUGGGAAGGAAUGAUGAGGAGUUAUUGAAAAAAAAUCUGUAAGGUCACAAGAUUUAAAGUGGAUAUGAUUUGUAUUUUUAAAUCAUUGUAUUGUUGACAUAUAUACUGUGUAAAUAUAUACCCCUCCCCCUCCCAAAAAAGGAAUGAGAUUUCUAG
Vombatus ursinus (common wombat) is the source of this 1180-nucleotide messenger RNA. Its product is annotated as RING finger protein 112-like. The transcript has 5 exons. Gene Ontology annotation, biological process: endoplasmic reticulum organization; protein homooligomerization. The record is from RefSeq and is a predicted model, not a curated record. Bases 18 to 869 code for a protein of 283 amino acids. Lineage: Eukaryota; Metazoa; Chordata; Mammalia; Diprotodontia; Vombatidae. Gene Ontology annotation, molecular function: GTP binding; GTPase activity.